Messenger RNA from Ficedula albicollis (Collared flycatcher), 2377 nucleotides. It is a transcript of the gene CARNS1, whose product is annotated as carnosine synthase 1. Gene Ontology annotation, biological process: carnosine biosynthetic process. The record is from RefSeq and is a predicted model, not a curated record. Gene Ontology annotation, molecular function: carnosine synthase activity; ATP binding; ATP hydrolysis activity. Lineage: Eukaryota; Metazoa; Chordata; Aves; Passeriformes; Muscicapidae.
CCCCCCCCCCGCCAAACCGCGACAGACCCCGACAGCGCCGGGAUCGGAGCGGGCAGAGCCGCUGCCGGGCGCGACAACACCAGGACAGACCGACACCGACAGACACCGGCACCGACACCGGCACCGGCACCGACAGCGCCGCCCCUCUGUCACCAGGAUGCUCUCCACGUCUCAGCCGAGCCCGGAGCUGGUGCCCAGCCCGGAGGAGCAGGAGUGGGCAGGACCCGAGGCGCUGUGCCCGGGCUGGCUGGAGGACGAGGCCCCCGAUGGCGAAGUGCCCGGGGACAGCGGGGACCCCGACUCUGCCACCCACGCCUACGAGCGGCUCCAGAGCGCCCUGUGCCAGGAGGGGCUGCCCCCCACGCUGGACUGCUCCGCGGAGCCCCGCACGGGAUUUGGCCCUCUGGACAUGACCGUUUGCAUCCUGGGCUCCCCCACCCCCUUCCUGCCUGUCCUGCUGGAGGGUGGUACCCGCUGCCCAGGUGCCAUGGUGCUGUGCCUGUCCCCCACCUGGGCCAGCCGGGUGCCAUCGGAGGCGACCCCAGGCGCCUGGUCCCUGCUGCUCUCCCGGGGUGUCUCCUUCAAGGUGGGGGGGCACAGCGCUCUGGAGACCUUCGUGCCCCCCCGCCGCGCCAACUACGUGACGGGCACCUUCGCGCCGGGGGACCCCGAGGGCGGCUGGGUGGGCGAGCUGGCCCGUGACCUCGACUGCCCCACGGGGGGCUCGGUCCCGCUCGCCCACCGGCUCGAGGACACGCUGGUGGCCCGCUGGGUGCUGGCGGCUCGCGCCAACCUGCCUGUGCCCCCCACCCUGGCCUUUGUCCUGGGGGCCAGGGGCGACCUGCCCGCCGAGCCCGUGGCCCCCGGGGUGAGGCUGGUGCGGCUGGAGGACCCCCAGGGCCAGCAGAGCCUGGUGCAGGAGGAGGUGGGCGCCUUCCUGGGGGGCACCGCCAUUCGCCCGGGGCCACCACGGUGCCACAGGGAGUCCCAAAAGCCCGCAGAGGAGCGAGAGGUCUGGCAGGGCCGCCCCGUCCCCGUGUGGCGGCCGUGCCUGCCCUGUCCCUUGCCCCCCAGGAGCCCAGCCCCGCGGCUGCCCAUGGCCCUGCGCAUCUGCACCCUCGUCUGUAGGUCCUGGGGGGACCGGCCCCAGCUCUGCCAGGUGGCCUGCGCCGUGGGACGCGCGGAGAGCCCGGUGCGUCACGCCCCGGUGCCCCCCAGCCAGCGGCAGGCGCUGGCCACGCGGCUGCGGGAGGCCACCGAGGCCGCCAUGGCCGCCCUCCUGGCCACCGAGGCCGAGCUGAGCCCGCAGCAGCGCGGUGGCACCCGUGCCCACACCGACAUCCUGGGCGUGGACUUCCUGCUGGCGUGCGUGGAUGACGCGCUGGAGCUGGUGGCCCUGGCCACCAACAGCCAGCGGUGCCUGGAGACCUGCGUGCUGGCCGAGGCCAUGGGGCGCGGCGUGGGCGAGCCCCGCGGGGACCUGCCGCGGCUGCUGGCCAUGCUGCACCGGGCGCAGUGCCACCUGGUCGAGGGCAAGGACAUCCUGCUCAUCGGGGCCGGGGGCGUCAGCAAGAGCUUCGUGUGGGAGGCGGCCCGCGACUACGGGCUGAGGAUUCACCUGGUGGAGUCGGACCCAGAGCACUUCGCGGCGGGGCUGGUGCAGACCUUCCUGCCCUACGACAGCCGGGAGCACCGGCGGGACGAGGAGCACGCGGAGCGGGUGCUGGAGCUGCUGCGCUCCCGGGGGCUGCGGCCCCACCCCGGCGUGGGCGUGCGGCUGGUGGAGAACGCCGGGCAGUGCCACGCUCACGCCGCCCGGCUCUGGAGGGACCUGCGCGACGACGCCGACCACCCGGGCAUCGGGCUGGGCUGGGGCAACGCCAUGCUGCUCAUGGAGUACGUGCCGGGCACCGAGCACGACGUGGACCUGGUGGUCUUCGAGGGGCGGCUGCUGGGCGCGUGGGUGUCGGACAACGGCCCCACGCGUGUCCCCGCCUUCCUGGAGACGGCGGCCUGCCUGCCCUCCUGCCUGCCCGCCGACCGGCAGGCGCAGCUGGUGCGGGCGGCGCUGGAGUGCUGCCGGGCGUGCGGGCUGCGCGACGGCGUCUUCAACGUGGAGCUCAAGCUGGGGCCGGCGGGGCCGCGCCUGCUGGAGAUCAACCCCCGCAUGGGGGGCUUCUACCUGCGCGACUGGAUCCGCGAGGUCUACGGCCCCGACCUGCUGCUGGCCGCCGUGCUGGUGGCGCUGGGCGUGGGUGGGGGCAGCCAGGACCCCCCCCGAGGCACCCGAGGCCUCCCCAUGAGAGCAGCAGGUGAAGCUUCAGGUGUGUUGGCCCCUGCUGGCAUGGGGAGACCCUACAAUAACAAACCAUUAUGA